Messenger RNA from Pseudopipra pipra, 4720 nucleotides. RefSeq names its product TATA-box binding protein associated factor, RNA polymerase I subunit D (gene TAF1D). The transcript has 14 exons. The coding region runs from base 134 to 1231 and encodes 365 amino acids. Gene Ontology annotation, biological process: regulation of DNA-templated transcription. Gene Ontology annotation, cellular component: nucleus; nucleoplasm; RNA polymerase transcription factor SL1 complex. The record is from RefSeq and is a predicted model, not a curated record. Lineage: Eukaryota; Metazoa; Chordata; Aves; Passeriformes; Pipridae.
GCGGCCAUUUUGCGCCCUUUGCGGUGGGGCAGCGGCGGAGCUGAGGGGGCUCUGCGUGUUCUGCCAGCUGUCCAGGACGGAGCUGCAGGAGAGGCCGCAAAGGAUGCUGAGCUGCGAUCUGGCAAAUUGAAACAUGACUGAUCAAGAUGAGCCUCAGCCUUCUGGCUCUGAUUACCAUGGUGCCCAAGAUCUGAUACAUGGUCAUCAGGAGCCAUUUAAGGAGUAUACAUGGCAGACAAAUACAAGAAAGGAGUGUUCACAGUCAAGGCAUAAGAAUGCUGCUCCUGGGGAGUCUUCAAAUCAUCUUAACAGUAUAUGUGAAUCAUCAACUGCUUCAGCUGAGGUUUUACUUAUCAGCAGCGAUUCAGAAAUUGAUGUCUCUGUUGCUCCUGGCAGUGAGUGCCGUCCUGGGUGCUCCAUUGCACCGUCAAAGCAAAAAAGGAGAUGUCAAUCUUCAAGGCAACAAGCUGAAUCUGUUGCAGAAGUGCCUGACAAUGAAAGCUCGUCAGAUUCUUCUCUGUCUCCCCAAAGUCCAAUGAAAUCAUCGGAAGUUUCCAAGCAGCAGAAGUCAAAACUCAAUUUGAAAGCCAUUUUUGCCUAUCACUUCAGGGGAAAGAAGUUUAAAGCCGCCGCACACCGAAAAUACAAAGCUGACUCAGGGAAGAAAAGGAAGAAAAAGAAAAAAUGUGAGGGCACAAGGAUGCCCACAGGGAGGCCACCACUGACAGCCUCACCUCAGGAGCAAAAGAGGAGGCUGCUGGACAGAGGUUUUCAGUUCCCUUUUGUCGAAAAACAUUAUGGGGAGAAACAUAUUCCCUUAAAGAUGGUUCUUGGCUAUGAGCAAGCAGCUGCAAAGGGAUAUUUCAAGUACAUUGAAGUGCUUAAAUAUGAAGAACAUCUUAAAAAAGCUUUAAAAGCCCUUCAGGCUGAUGAAGACUUAGAAAAAGAAUGUGUGGUGUUACGGAAACACAAAUACCUAGAUGAUGAAGGCCCCAUUUCUCCUAUUCAGGAGACAAAUGAUGAUGAGGACAGCUUGAAUUCUGAUAAUAAAGAGCAAUAUGAUGCCAGAAUAGUGGAGAACAGCUCUUUCAUUAUAAGCAGUACAAUUCCCAGUAAGAAAAAAUCAAAGCCAGAAACAAAACGUGCAAAAUCAACUGAAGUGAUUGAAAUAGAGGAUGACGAAGACAGUGCUGAGGAGAACUCCUUGCCUGUGCAAGGUUCACCUCUGUGAACAGCAGAUGGGACAAAUGAGGUGUCAGUGGUCAUUUUUCAUGGCCUGCUUCGUUUAAAGCAUUGGUCUGAAGUCAAUGUUGAGCUAUCCACCGAGCUACCCAGUCACAUCUGGUGUAAUUUUAUAUUGCUUUUGGAGGAUGAAAUACCACUCAGUUUUCUUGCUGCACGAGGGCAACUUUGUCUGGUUUGGACAAUACUACCUGGGAUUUUCUCUGCUGAAGAUGUUGAGGAACUACUGUACACUUAGUCUCAUCGUGGUGCCUCACGCACACUUUCUGUACCAGGGCGUAUCAUACAGUUGCAGCUUCUGAUGGCUUCCCUGUGGUAAAAUUCCAUCUUAAAUCAUGUCCCAUGCAAGAUCAGUAGGGACAGCAGAGAGGAGCUGGUAGUCUUGCAUGUACAUAGCUGUGAAAGCUUCUUACUGUAGGAUGUUAUCAAGUUUGUGUGGCUUCAGGACAGUGUAGGAAAUAGCAUGGAAGAAAGCACCAUGUAAGGUUACUGCAUAGGAAAACACCUGAAACAUGGGAAGCGCUGAGCUAAAGGUGAUCAAGUAAUGAAACCUUACAAGAACAUUCUUUAGUAAGAGGAUAAAGAGGAUAGGAACAGGACGUCUUACUUGGCCAGUGAUGUAGUUAGGAGUACUGCGCUGUUUAACACAGCAUAGAUUGUUCUUAGGAUGGCAUGUCUGAUGCUGAACUCCUUGCCACAGUUACUUUUUGGUUUAACCUACCUGUCUGUAGAAUGAGAAAACACAAUAGUAGUGGAAGGUGACAGUUUUUAACAGUAACUACAGUGAACUGGGAAAUAGCUUCAAAUGCUGUUUCAAAGAUAGUAAAAGAUGAACGCAUUCAGUCUGUUCUAGCACUUGAUCAGGUUUUGUCUGUUUCUGUAGACAAAAACCUGGAACCUAGUGCUUAGAAAAAAUCCUUCUUUUGCAACCCACAGCUGAUGAACAUAUUAGUUGUGUUACUUAUAUGAAGGGACAAUAUUUGCAUGAACUCCACUGAUCAAUCUCAGGCAUGAGUUUAAUGUACCAGAUUUGUAGAAGUGUAGGUAGCUCAGUUGUAUGUCUUUCUUUGCAGGUGAGAACACUAAUGCUGCAGCAGUGGGCAGAUUUAAUUUUUUGGGGAGCAUUUGAUUUAUUAUGGCUGUUUGCUGGCCCACUGAUUCACAAAUCUGACAGUUCAGUGAAUUUCUGUUCAACAUGGGAGUGAAGGAGGGGCAUUCUUGUGAUGUCUGGAAUGCAGUAGAAGGCCUCUACUUAAGUGUAAGUAUUAAGGAAAUAGUUGGCUUUUUCCUUGGUGGAGGUAGUUGGACGAGGAUCAUAAAAGCUCAAGUCUUAGGUUUUUGGCUGCCUUUUUCUGAAGAAAAAAAAGAGGCAUUUUAUUUUGAGACAUAAAUCCAAGUAGCAGGUGACCAGGUUUCUUUCAAAGUUAACUGGCUAGGCUUAAGAAACAGUCUAUUCCACAGCCAUUGCGGAGUUGCUAUGCCUCGUUCUUCAGCAAAUAGGCACAACCUGCUGUGUGUCUGAAUUGAAAAACGUGGCUAGAAGAGUGACAGGUUAUGCUUUCCUCACUGUAAAGUUAAUUGCAGUGGUGACAAUGAGACCUGUAACAGUUUACUUUGUGGGACAGUUCUGCAAACAUAGUUAAUGCAGCUACUGUAAAACGUAACAAUUCGCUUGUUCCGAUGUGCUUGAAUUCUGUGUCCUACCUACUAAAGGAAGUAGAAUUAGCAGGUAGAGGAAAAGUACUUGCAGUGAAGAAUUCUUGUACGUGGUUUAUUAGAACGUAUUUUUAAGAUGUCUUAAAAUGGUGUUCGUGUUUUCUUUGUGAGGUAACUCCCUUAGUUGUACCUUCUGUGCCACAGUGCUCCAGUUUCUUAAAUUGCAGAUAGACCUUGUUGGCAGUUGUGUGGUAUACUGGACCAUGGCUUUGAUUUCAACUGAAGUGCUUUGUUUUGUCAUUAGCAUUCAGGCAGUGUAACAGGACCACAGUCUACCUGCUUCAUAUUGAGUAUAAGAGUACUCAACUCCUAAUAAAUUACUGAAAUAAUGAAGAAUCUUGGGCAUAUUGAUCAGAUGCAAAAAUUUACUUUGUUUUAGGAAGUCCAGUGAUAGUCCAGUCUGAACUACCAUCUUGGAGGCAUGUAUUUAGAGAAAAUAACAGAAGAAAUGCAGGAUGCCAUUUCACAGCAAUCCGAAGCUCUGUCUAAGGUGUACUGUGACAUGCUUUGAUAGAAAUAAAAAAAAUUAUUCAAGUGGAAAAGCUUGGUAAGAGUCAAAAUACACAGAGUGUUUUGGGACUUCAGGUGCAACUAACGUACUAAAUUACACAGGCUGAACUUAUUCUUCACCUAGGUUUUAGUGUAGACACCUGACUUUUAACACUAUUUUUUGCUGCUUGAGUGUUCUGGAUGGCUUGAAACAGUCAAUUCCCUCUUCAGUCAUGAAGUAAUUAUCCUUGUGGUGGCUGUAGGCAAGAAGAGACAGCACUGUGGUGUCAGUCUUGAAGUAACUUACUGCGUUUGUUUUGUGUCAAGAGAUGCUCCACAGUUUCACACUGAGCAGCUGCUGUUCAGGUGAAAGGAGCAUUAGGUAAAAUUCAUGGAGUCUGUUUUCCCUCUCCAGUUGCAUGGCAGCUUUUGUGAAAUGACAAGUACCUCUUAUUCCCAGACACUAACUGGUGCAUGGAAGAAGGCUGAAUGUUAAAAUGAGCAGUUCAUGGAUGGAGAACUGCAGCUGUUUCUCUGUAUGGCACUUCAGCCCAGCUGCAUUCUCCUGAUGAGGUGUGCAAAAAGCUGUGCUACAGCAGUGCAGUGUUUGGCAUCACUGGUUUUCGUUCAGCUGUGUUUGUUAAAGCUGGUAUUUUUUCUGAAACAGUCUUUGACCUCUUCAGUGAUUUGAGUGUACUUGCUUUCUAUUUUCAUGUUCCAGCGUGAGAGCUGAGUAUUGGCCUCUGGAACUCAGCAAGUGCAUUCAGUUUCUUCUUUCUAACAGGUGCUUUAGGAUACUGAACAAAGUGAACCUCCCUGUAUUAAAAAGAUGAGCUGUGGAAGAUAAAAGCAACCUGUUUUAUAGUGUCUGCUACCAAGUUGCUGCAUGUCAGAGGGAUGAGAAACUCCACCUGAGUGCUACCAAAGUGAGUGUGAAGGCUCUGGUGAUACUGCUGAAAGUCUGCUGCAGUGAGCUACACAGCUGUUCCAAAUGGAGAAAGAUCUUACCUAAAGUGUUUAUUGCAGUUAUUUGGCAUUAAAAGUAGUGCAUAUUGUGACUUGCCUCUUGCCCUCCUGUGAGAUAUGAAGGUGCCUUUGUGUGUUAGAAAAGACCCAGCUGAGUAUAGUGUGUUGUAAUUUGAGUGAAAAUAACUUGAUCAGGUGUUUUCCCUAACUUCCCUGUCACUGAAUUCUCACUGUACUGAAGCCCUGGAUAGGUAUUUAUUCUGUACAGAAUGUCACAGCAUUUAAAUAAAACUGUCUCUAAGCUGCA